Orbicella faveolata is the source of this 3053-nucleotide messenger RNA. RefSeq names its product histamine H2 receptor-like. Gene Ontology annotation, biological process: G protein-coupled receptor signaling pathway. The record is from RefSeq and is a predicted model, not a curated record. Lineage: Eukaryota; Metazoa; Cnidaria; Anthozoa; Scleractinia; Merulinidae. Gene Ontology annotation, cellular component: membrane. Gene Ontology annotation, molecular function: G protein-coupled receptor activity.
UAAAUCAAUCGAUUAGUAAUGCUGUUUAUGACACUGAAGGCAGGAUACCAUGGAAAGACAAAUAACUGCUAAAAAAGGGCCCAAUGUUGUUUAUAAAUAUGACCUAAGCAAGUUAGUUGUAUUCAUACAAAAAGCACCUGGAACCUCGGGGAAGUCAUUAAGUUUGACUUAAAAUGCUUUAAAUUUCACAGCUCUCGUGUUCUGAGAUUGUCAGAACCCAAUGGCCAGGUGAUCAGAGAGUGCAGGUGUCUAGUGAGAAAGCUCGCUUAUUCCGUUUUUUAAAGCCACAAAAAUCCCGAUGGAAGGUUUCAUUUUGCAGUAUGCAGCAAAUCAAACCGAUUCAAUCAACAGAUUAAGAACCUGCUUGCUAGCUAACUGUGUUGUCAACAUGGUCAGUCUGUUCGUUGCAGGUUUUGGAAAUGCAGUGAUUCUUUUAUCCAUCUGGCGAACCAAAACCCUGCAUUCGCCUUCAAACACUUUGUUGUUCGCGCUUUCAUUGACUGAUUUCUUGGUAGGAAUAGUAACACAACCUUUGUACAUCACUUCCCGUCUGUACUUUCUUGUUACCGACAAAGAUGGUCCGCAAGCUCUUCAAACUACUUUUGAUGUCAUUUCAAGCCUUCUGUCAGGAGUUUCGUUUAUGACGGCAACUUUAAUCAGCGUGGAUAGAUACCUUGUACUCUUACUACACUUGAGGUAUAGAAGCCUUGUCACAAGCAAGAGAAUACUGGUCUUUAUCUUUGGCUCGUGGUUGUUAUCUUCAAUAUGGGGAUUUACGUGGACGCACGACCUUCAACUGUUUUACCUUUUGGGUUUUGUGUCCUCUACCUUAUGUUUCUCGAUGAUAGUUAUCAUGUACUGUAAGAUUUAUCGUGUUAUCAGACGUCAUCGCAAAGAAAUUCACCAUCAAGCAAGGUUUGGCGAGUCGUCCAGCCGAGUUAAUCAGUUUACAAGUUACACGCGGUCAGUCGUCAACACGUUUAUCGUAUGUUUUCUCCUCUUUCUGUGCUAUUUUCCUUAUCUUUGCACAGCAGCCGUUAUACAGCUUGGUGGCCACAGUCCCGCUAGAAAAAUGUCCUUAGAAGUUUCUGGCACGAUAAUUUUCACAAAUUCGUCCGUAAAUCCGUUUGUUUAUUUUUGGCGUGUAAAAGAGUUUCGAGGUGCGAUAAAGCAUACGUUGAACCGAUUAAGAAUCACAACAAACGAAGUCGGAAUUAACUCUACUAACAGGAAUUCUUGGUUCUAAAUCAAAUGAAUAUGUUGUGGCUGUUUUCGCUGAGGCGUUUCUUGGAACCUGGAAAAAACAAUGAACAGUUUGCCCAUGCUCUCUGUAGGGGGUCGGUACAAAACGUGGACCCCUCAAUCUGGAACCCCUACUGGACCCCCUUUUGGAACCCAUCUGGACCCCUUUCUGGACCCCCAUCUGGACCCCCAUCUGGACCCCCUAUUUUUUCUUCCGAAAAUACGGGCUACUGAUUUAAAUAAUUCAACCUAGAACAUAACACGAUGAAGUCUAUUUAAUCCGGGAGCAAAAUGUGAAGAAACAAUGAAUUCACGCAGCGUUGUGAAUAAUAUGAUGGCUUUAGCCGGAGUUAACUGAGUUUAUUUUUUAGAAACGUGGUUAAAAUUCCCAGAAAACUUAACUCGGUUAAAGGUUGGUUACAAUGAUGACGAAACAACGGGGUUAUAUUUAAUGAGCGGCUACAUUGAAAUUGGUUAUGAAGUCAGUGAACUCAAUUAUUGACGUCAUGACAUGGAUAAACCAACAAAACGACAGACUUUGAGAACCAGUCUUUUAUUUUCUUGAUUCUUUUUCUUUGUUUUCGUGUCCUUCAGUCUCUUUACAUUCACGGCUAAGGCCGUCUGUCUUCCUUCUCAUGCGUACUAUACACGAAUUUCCAAGGCAGUUCUUUCAAACACGAUGUUGAUUUUGUGUAGACGCCAGUGUUUUCCAUCGCCGUCGAAUGAAUCUUCCUCGAAUUUGGCUCUAUCUGAAAAAUCAGCGAUGGUUUGAGAAAUCACCAGAUAUCUUACUAUACAUGACUUUAAUACCGUGGCUUUUAUAGAGAGCACCUCAGAAUGAACAUCGAGUCCUUUCACUAAGAACGUUGCAUAUUCUUCCAUUUAUUACAAAAAGAAACACUCGCUUCUGAGCAUCUUUAUCGAUAGAGAAGCGUGGAUUAUGGCAUCUAGGAAUUGGGAAACGCUCUCGGUCUACAGCUGUUACGUUUGGAAAAUGCACUUCACUUAACAUUAAUUGUUCACGAAAUUCAUUCAUUCAUCUGCAUUUCUGGCCAUUUUAACGAACUGGCCUUCCCUUUGACGUACUCUUGUGUUCUUUGCGGAGGUCGAUUAAAAUUUCUCCUUCUAAGGUGAAUGAGCGCUUCAAUUCUUGUUCAGGCCAUGCUUCAGGUGUGAAGGUUCCUUGCAAACGUGACUGAUAUGGUAUAGCCGACACAUAUUAGGAAAAAAACUAGAAAUCCGUUCUAGUAAUACAACUGUUUCAAACUGUUGUUACCACUUGCCAUGGCCAGUAGAAGAUUAUGCACUUGUUUGUGCCACAGUGAACAACAUCUCACAUACAGACCAUGAUGACUGACACAUUUCACGAAAAAGCCAAUGCACGGCACUGUUAAGAGACCACUACCCUGGGUUAGACCACGCAGAAAGGUAGUUUAAAAUUAACCUCACUCGGUUAAAAAAUCUAUUGUUCUUUAAUUAAUUUCCAUGGUAACCGUUAACCCGGUUUAUGUUCAAUGAACUGCCGAAAAUAGCGCCCACUCACGAUUUUUCGGUAACCCAGUUAAUCGUAAUUGAUUAAUUAGAAAUAACCUAGUUAACUCUCAUAGUGCAGCCGCAGCCAUUAUAUUAUUCUAGACACAAUGCAACGUGAAUUCAUUAAUUUUUUCACAUUUUGCACACUGAUUAAAUAGACUUCAUCGUGUUAUGUUCUAAGUUAAAUCAUUUAAAUCAGGAGCCCGUAUUUUCUGGAAGAAAAAAUAGGGAGUCCAGAUGGGGCUCCAGAUAGGGGUCUAGAUGGGGGUUCAAAUGGG